UCUUUCUCUCCCUCUUCAAUCGUUAUAAUCAUAACACUAUUUAUCAAUCUACUCACUUUUCCUCGUCUUCAUUCUCCCUGCCUACCUUUCUCUCUCCUUUUCUCAUCUUAAAUCAACUUUCUCAGUCUUCAUUUAAUCUCAAUACCUUUACAUGUUGAAAACAUUCUCACAUUUUUCUCCUCUUUCCAUUCAAAUUGCUUCUCAGUUUAUCAACACUCAACUUUUUUGAUAGUUUACUUUCGUAUUCAUUAUUCACUUAUCUUCUGUUAAAUACCAAUCCUGAUUUAAUUUGAUAAUUAUUUACUUCAAUUCAUUUCAUUUGGAUUCAUCGGUUUUACUCGCUCUCUUUGUGUCUCCAUUAGAUUUGUAAAUUUGUAUUUCCCUCGGAUCAACAGAGACUACUUGUUUCUCUUUGCAAUCUUGUUUACAUUUUCAUCUGAGUUUAUUGUGGUUUUUUGUGCAGUUUGGCUUGUAGUUUUUAAUUCACCAGUAUUUUAAUUAAUCCAGUGUUUAAUUGUUUUCGUUAAAUAAUCACCCUUACACAAAUCCAACUUAAUUUAAUCAAUCUUUGAAUUUAGCUGAAAAAGGAAAUUUGUGAUAAAAACUCGGCUGAUAUUCACGAAGGACCUCAAAGACGUAAUAAAACUUGAAUUUUUUACUGUUGAGUUUAUUUUACGCUGAAAAUCUGAUAUACGAUAAUAAGAUGGCAAACAAUGCUAUUAUUGACAAUUUAACUUCGAGUGGAGCUUUGCAAGAUUGGCCUCCUGGUCCUUUAGAUUUAUACCGUAAAAAGGCUACAUUUUGCUGGAAAAGGAUGAAAUUAGCCAUGGAAGGUGAAGAUAUCAUUCGCUUCAAGCACAAAGUGUGGUCAACACUUGCUAAAGAUCCACUCUUCAAGCGUCAUCCUUGGGAAGAAUUGUCAAGAGAUGAAGAAAGAAGAUUAACCUUAAUGCGAAUGAAGCGUCUCAUCGAAUAUGAUUUCAUCACUGAGGAAGAAUUCAUUCGUAACCCAAUGUUAGCACCAAUUGCUGGUCAAACCAUUGGACAGUAUUCUCUUUCAUUGUGUGUGAAGAAGUUCCUUGCUUAUGAAUAUUUUAUUGGAAAUGCUCGAACUGCUGGUUCACAGCGACAAAACAAAUUCAUGGCUGAUGUAAAAGCUUUCAAAGCAUUAGGCGCAAUUAGUUUAACUGAAAUGGCUCAUGGAUCAAACACUAAAGCCAUGAGGACAACUGCAACUUUUGAUCCCAAAACCCAAGAAUUUGUUUUACAUACUCCUGAUAUGGAAGCAGUUAAAGUCUGGUCCGGUGUUUUAGGACAGACAGCGACUCAUGCCGUUGUAUUUGCUCAACUUUAUACUCCCGAUGGUACCUGUCAUGGUCUUCAUUCUUUUUUAGUUCCUGUUCGUGAUCCAGCGACUCUUUUACCUUUCCCUGGUUUAACUAUUGGAGACAUGGGACCAAAAGUAGGACUCAAUGGAAUAGACAAUGGAUUUAUGAAAUUUGACAACUACCGUAUUGGUAAAGAUGCUUUAAUGAACCGUAACGCUGAUGUGACACCAGAUGGUACCUAUGUUAAUACAGUUAAAAAUAAAUCUAAACGAGUUGGUGCCACUCUCGGUAUUUUAUCAUUAGGAAGAGUUGCCAUUAUCCUUCAAGCAUUCUCUAACCUGCAAACAGCAAUUGUUAUAUCCGUCCGGUACUCAGCUGUUAGACGACAAUUUGGACCUGCCGAGGGCUCUCAAGAAUGGCCAGUAUUAGAAUAUCAAUCACAACAAUGGCGAUUGAUACCUUACGUUGCUGCUGCCUAUGUAAUACAGCAUUUUCAUCACAUCUUUUUUAAAGAAUAUAUCAACUUUUUUAUAUCUUUGGCUUAUGGAGGUUCGUCACCCGACCAACCUGAUGUAGGAUCUGAAAUUCACUCUUUAUCUUCAGUUGGUAAAGCUAUGGUCGGUUGGAUCGCUCGGGAUGCUAUUCAGGAGUCAAGAGAAGCCUGUGGGGGGCAUGGUUAUCUUAAAGCGUCUCGUUUCGGUGAACUCAGGAAUGAUAAUGAUGCAAAUAAUACUUAUGAAGGUGAUAAUAACGUUCUUCUUCAGCAAACCUCCAAUUGGUUGAUUAAAUUAUAUCGUGAAAAGUUGGAAGAAGGUAAACCAAUGAAAUCACCACUUGGAUCAAUCGAUUAUAUAGAUUCAAUAGAUAGCAUAUUAUCAAGCACCAUGAAACCCGACAUAGCGAGCAAUAUUGAAUCACUUAUUCACUCUUACCAGUUUCUAGUCUGUUGGCUUUUAGUGAAAUCAUCUGAAAAGCUUACUCGCGAGUUGACCAAGUCUGGAGAUGCUUUCAUUGCUAAAAGUGCAACUCAAGUUUAUUACUUGCGAUCUUUGGCCAUUGCCUACUUCGAAUGUGAUAUUAUUUCUCGGUUUCACAAAUUCUAUACUGAGGAUCCCAUAGAACCAGAAUUAAAAUCAAUUUUGUCCAAAUUAAAUCUUCUCUUUGGUUUGUGGGUGUUUGAAAAGCAUAUAUCAACACUUUAUGAAGCCAACCAUAUACCAGCAUCAUUUAAAGAACCUGUAACAACAAUUCACGAAAGCAUUCUAUCAUUGUGUAGUAAUUUGAAAGACGACAGUGUAAGCUUGGUCGACGCCUUGGCUCCUCCAGAUUUCAUAUUAAAUUCAUCUCUUGGUUAUUCUGAUGGGCGAAUUUAUGAUCAUAUUUGGGAAGCGCUGAUUGAAAACAAAGAUGCUCUUAAAAGGCCAGAUUGGUAUACAGAGUUUACUCAAAACAAACCAAUCCCUCGCCAAGGUGUAUCCAAUGAUGAUCUUGUUCGGUCCAAAUUGUGAUCUAAACGCAAAAUGUCUUAUCAAGUGACAAAAAAAGAUUUGGUUGUAAAAUCAGCAAUCAAAAAUGAUAGGAUCUUCAAAUAUUUUCUGACUCAGAAAACUAAACAAUUUAACGAACUUAAGGAAACAAUCAGAUAAACAGUUGGUUGUUCAUUCAAUAUUCUUGAGAUACAUAAUCCUUGGGAACACAUUUUAUAAGAUUUAAUUGUUAAUUCUUUAAUGUAACUCAUACAAUUUUCUGGUUUCCAAAAUGUUGGUGCUUAAGAAAUCUGUGAAUUGUUCUUAUAUUUUCAUUACUCCCGAUAUGUUUAUCAUUGGUGAUAAAUAACCUGUUGAAAUAUUUUUUACUUUUUUUAAAUUGAAUUUUUAUAUCAAAUUGUCUCCAAGCCCUUUUAUCAUUUGGUUUAUAAAUGUACAUUAAUCUAUUAAUAAGACUAUUGUUAUUUUUCGUAAUUUGAUGCAGAUAAGACUCUUUUAAACUUAAAUUUUCUCAACUUUCCAAUGCGCCUUGAUUAAAAAUGCCUUCAAAAUUUUUUGAUUAUAAUGUCAAUUGAAAUUCAAAAGACAGAAAUUCAUAAGUCUCAUUGUUUAGAGCAAUGAAUUAGGUGAAACACAAAUAAUAAUAAAUUUUAAUUUUAUUUAUGCA
Messenger RNA from Tetranychus urticae (two-spotted spider mite), 3482 nucleotides. NCBI's taxonomy places the organism in Eukaryota, Metazoa, Arthropoda, Arachnida, Trombidiformes, Tetranychidae. The record is from RefSeq and is a predicted model, not a curated record.